This is a messenger RNA of Zonotrichia leucophrys gambelii, 879 nucleotides long. It is a transcript of the gene ISCU, whose product is annotated as iron-sulfur cluster assembly enzyme. Bases 73 to 567 code for a protein of 164 amino acids. Gene Ontology annotation, cellular component: mitochondrial matrix; cytoplasm. The record is from RefSeq and is a predicted model, not a curated record. The transcript is spliced from 5 exons. Gene Ontology annotation, biological process: iron-sulfur cluster assembly; intracellular iron ion homeostasis. NCBI's taxonomy places the organism in Eukaryota, Metazoa, Chordata, Aves, Passeriformes, Passerellidae. Gene Ontology annotation, molecular function: 2 iron, 2 sulfur cluster binding; ferrous iron binding.
GGCGUGUUUGGGGGCGUGGCCAACACCGAGGUUAUAAAAGGGAGGCGGACAGCGCUCCUCCCCUCAGUUAAGAUGGCGGCGCUGAGGGCGGCGGGGGCGGCGCUGCUGCGGCCCCGGGCCGGGCCGGCCCCGGCUGUGCUGGGCUACCACAAGAAGGUGGUGGAUCACUACGAGAACCCGCGCAAUGUCGGCUCCCUCGACCGCAAUUCCAAGAACGUGGGCACCGGCCUGGUGGGCGCCCCGGCCUGCGGCGACGUCAUGAAGCUGCAGGUGGAAGUGGAUGAGAACGGCAAGAUCGUGGACGCUCGCUUCAAAACGUUCGGCUGCGGCUCAGCCAUUGCCUCCAGCUCGCUGGCCACGGAGUGGGUCAAAGGGAAAACGGUUGAUGAAGCGCUGAAAAUCAAGAACACAGAUAUUGCCAAGGAACUCUGCCUUCCCCCUGUCAAACUGCACUGCUCCAUGCUGGCUGAAGAUGCCAUCAAGGCCGCCUUGGCUGAUUACAAACUGAAGCAGGAUCCAAACAGAGAAUCCAACAAAGAAUCCGACAAAACAGCCGACAAUGCCUGAACUGCCUGCGCAGCUUCCCCUCCUCACUCCCUGCUCACUCUGCAGCGCAAUUCCCGAGCUGUUGUAGGACCCUGUGCACUACUCGAGCUGUAAGAUACGCACAAGUUACGCACAACGUGUCGCUGUGGUGUCCAGGCACCCCCUAGUGCUCCCCUGGCUGGGGGCUGCUGUCCCCUCGGGAAUGCCGCGGGACGACUCCGCUCCGGAGACCAAACCCCGCUGUCCGGUACUGGAAGGGCUGCACUUUUCGUUUUUAUUUUGGGAAGAUGUCUAGUUUUGCCUAAUAUCUUAUGGAAUUUGGUGGGAAGCGUU